Ananas comosus (pineapple) is the source of this 879-nucleotide messenger RNA. RefSeq names its product protein TIC 20-v, chloroplastic-like. Lineage: Eukaryota; Viridiplantae; Streptophyta; Magnoliopsida; Poales; Bromeliaceae. The record is from RefSeq and is a predicted model, not a curated record. The transcript is spliced from 2 exons. The coding region runs from base 462 to 743 and encodes 93 amino acids.
UCUCCUAAGACUCUGUCGGACUCCCCCUUUCUCCCUUCUCAAUCCUCCCAUCGCCCUCUCCGAGCUCUGAGGGUGCCCUAGUACCGUCGCCUCUACAGUGCUCCGCCCGGACCUCUUCUCGCCAGGCUGCUCCGUCAAGCUCCGCAUUCCUCAACUUGCUGCUGCCGCCUCACGGCUCCGGAGGAAGGCGGAGAUGGCGGUGGUGAGCUCUGCGAGCGGCUCCUGGUGAUGCUCCACGAGACGCACCCAGAGCUCAAGCUCCACGCGCUCGCGAGUCUGCUCCGUCGAGCGCGCUCUUCCUCACUUGCUGCGGCCAUCAUUGCUGCUCCUGCUAUUGUAAAGUUGACAUUUUUACUUCCUUCCCCUGCUUACUAUUAAACUACUACUACUACUUCUGCCAUUUAUUCUUCAGGGUUGUUACAAACCCCUCCCGCUGCAGCCGCUACGUGCGGUUCAACACGAUGCAGGCCAUCGUCCUCGACGUCCUCCUCAUCUUCCCCGACCUCCUCCAGCGGUCCUUCGCCCCCAGCGACGGCGUCAGCUACGAGAUCCUGCAAAGCGCCGACAGCAGCGUCUUCUGCUUCUUCUUGCUCGUCUCCCUCGUCUACGGCUCCACCGCCUGCCUCCUCGGCCAAUUUCCCAGGUUGCCCCUCGUCGCCAACGCCGCCGAUCGCCAGGUGACGAUUUUUGGCAUUCCACGGUUCCGAUUUGGGGAUUUGGGUGGGAUCGGAAAAGUGGAUUAGGGCAUAAUCUUUCCCUUCUUUUUUUUUUCUCUUUUUUUUUUCUGGUGGUAUUGGUGAAUUGGUUGCAAAACUAAACUACCUGGUUGUAUCAUCUGAUGUAAAACUCAUAUUUUUGCUAAUAAUAAUUUGCUGAUAA